AAUCAGAUGGAGGAAUGCUAACUAGGCGAUUAUCCUGAAAGCGUCCCGAGGUACACACACAUACUCGAAGGGAAGGAAAUUUGGAUCUCUCAAGUGACAAGACAGUAAUGAUAUCAGAGCCUGAAGAAAACGAGACCAGACAGGCCAGGAAAUCCGAGGUCGAGCAGUGUAGUCAGGAUUUUGUUGCCGUAGAUGUGGACGAAACGGCUCCAUCAGCAAUUAAGCAAGAACUAGAGAGGCUACACGAGCGAAGCCCGGACAGUCUCGAGUCCAAUGGAGCAGCAGAAGGCAGAGUUUGCAGAGUGUGCCAUCUUCCACUCGAGGCCGAUGUCUCGAUCGAGCUCGGCUGCUCCUGCAAGAACGAGCUAGCGGUCGCUCAUCAACGCUGUGCAGCGACGUGGUUUACGAUCAAGGGCAGCAAGACAUGCGAGAUAUGCGGCCGGGCCGCCGAGAACGUAAGCUUUGAUCGCGCCAUCGCUCGAAGACCCGAUCAUCUCGUCAUGAGCGUGGAGCUCAAUGUGGAGAUGCAAGAGGAGAACUCCUACACCGUCAAGCGUGCUCUUUGCAACUUGCUGCUGUCGCUGUGCGUGGUUAUCCCGUUCUUACCGUGGCUCUUCCGGGUACAUUUGCUCAAGCUAUAAAACUUUUCAUUGCUAUCGCCCCAGGGAGGUACUUAAAAUCUCGAUCGAAGCUUUUCCAAUCCAUUUCUUUCCAGCUCGCUCACAGGGACGAUCAACAUUGCAACAACAGGGACAGUCCAGGAAUCUUCUUUGGUUUUUUUGGUUUGUUUUUUAUUCUUCUAAUCUAAACAACUUUGGGCGGCCAAGCUUUUGUUUUUGGCUCGCUCUGGACAAAACAAGACAGGGACUUUAACAGGAGCGUACGAAAGGCGUGUUGUACUCACGUACUAUUCCGUGACACGGAAGAAAUGCACGGAAUCUACGUGGUGUGUUUAAAGUUAAUAAUGUGGCUUUGUCAAAACUUUUUCUAAGUUUAUACGCUUCGGGGAAA
Molecule: messenger RNA, 1011 nt
Organism: Selaginella moellendorffii
Lineage: Eukaryota; Viridiplantae; Streptophyta; Lycopodiopsida; Selaginellales; Selaginellaceae
Exons: 2
Coding region: 108-641 (177 amino acids)
Molecular function (GO): zinc ion binding
Source: RefSeq, a predicted model, not a curated record